This is a messenger RNA of Cryptosporidium ubiquitum, 2571 nucleotides long. RefSeq lists its product as uncharacterized. The record is from RefSeq and is a predicted model, not a curated record. The transcript has a single exon. NCBI's taxonomy places the organism in Eukaryota, Apicomplexa, Conoidasida, Eucoccidiorida, Cryptosporidiidae. Bases 1 to 2571 code for a protein of 856 amino acids.
AUGUUCAGAUUUUUCAAGUAUAUACUUUUUGCUAAUAUAUUCUUUAUUUCUUUAAAUGCAAAUUGUUGUCAUGUCGAAACUAUUGGAUCUAAUACUAAAAAUAGCUAUUUAUGGGAAACUGCAGAUGAAUAUUUCAGAAAAUACGAAAAAAAAAUAAUUAGUGCAAAUAAAUUUCUAAUUCAACAAAAAAUUAAUAAAUUAAAAUCAAACAAUGAUACAAGUUUAAUUAGUGAUAUAAAUUUUGCUAUAAGUUUAAUCGAUAUCCUUGCUGAAAGUCUUAGCAAUACCUCAGAUAAAUUCCUAGAAAAUAAUUCAUAUAAUAUAAAUAUUACAAGUUAUUUUGAAAACCAAUAUUUCGAUUUUUUAAGGGAAAUAGACAAUAAUAUCGAAGUUAAUAACUUAAUUUUCAACAACUCUAAGAAUCAGCAUAAAGAACGAAUAUUGCAAUUUUUCCAAAGUAAUGUAAAUGACACAAAAUUUCAAGCACAACAAAAAUUUCCCCCUAAUUCGAAUUACAGUUCAGAAAAUAAUAUUAAAAGUUACUCAAAUCAAAAUAACUAUAAUGGAAAUAAUAGGAAUGGUCUCAUAAACACUCAACAAAAUACAAUCAAGCACUCAAAUCUUUUUGGGAUCCUUAGUGUAACUAACCCUGCAUUUAAAAUGAUUGUUUCUACAGUAUUAAUGUGUUUGGGCAGUACUCCAUAUGGUGCAAUUGCUGUGUUAGUUGUUGUAACUGUAUAUACAUUAAUUGAAAUAGUAAUAAAAUACUUCUACAACAGAACAAAAAAUAAAAAUAUUUUAAAUAGUAUUAAGAGAUCCUCAAACAUGGACAUAAAUCCCAACAUUUCAAGAAACAUAUACAAUCCAAUGAAUAAUUCAGUUCUUUUCACUGAUCAAAUUCCCAAUAACAAAUCAUUCAGAAAUUUAAUGAAAAAAAAUAACAAAAUACCAAAAGGCUUAGAAGGUCUAAUUUAUAAUUCAAUACAGAACAAUCACGAGAACAAUCACCUAGAAAAAAAACUAGAAUUUUUUGUAAAAAAUCUGUUUGAUUAUAUUGUAAUAAACAAAGAAUUAAAGAUUAAGAAAAUAGGAUUUUCUGCUGAAAAUAUAACAAAAAAUAUAUCUGGCAGAUUUAUGAACUCAUUGUUAGAUUUUUUUAUUUACAAUAAUAAAACUAAGAUUGAAAAUAACCAAAAUAAUGUAACCUCGAGUAAUUUAAUUGAUGAAGAACUAUUCCACCAUAAUCACCAGCAAAAUUUAAAUGAUGACUUAAUACCUGAUUGGUACAAAAACGUGUGUACUAUUUAUAUUUCAUUUAAAGAGAAAAAUAGAAUACUUAUUGAGAGAGAAAGUGAUAAUUGGGUACCAAUUAAUAACUUAUUGAAGCCUAAUAAUGAAUAUUUAUUUGAUUUGAAUGAUGGAAUUGUUGAAAUUGAUAAUAUUUUAAAUAUUGAAACUGGAUAUAAAACCUCUUCAUUUACCAAUAGUUCAAAUUAUAAUGAAAAUUUUGAUAGUAAAAACAUGUCUAUGGUGAAAAAAAAUGAAUACAAUAUAUUAAGUGACCACAAUAAUUUUCUUGGCCAUCACAACAAUACUGAGAAUAAAUGGUAUGAUAGAAUGAUUAAGUAUUCAAUACAGAGUUAUAGACAAAAUGGGAUCAGAGGAGUAAUUACAAUGAUACUAGACAUUUUUUCUGCAAUUUUUAGUGCUACUCCAAUUGGUUAUUUACUAAUUACUUUGAUCAGAUUGAUUGCCUUUAUGACAGAUAAGUUACUUUUGUUAUCCAGAAGCAGAAAGAAUCAACACCAAUUAACGAGGUUACUAUUAGAAAUACCUGAAAUAUUUAAUGAAGACAAAUUAUCUAUUACCUUAAAAGAAAUUGGUUCUAUUGAGACUGAGUGCAAUAAACAAGAAAAAAUGCUGAUUAAUCUUUAUAUAAGCUUUAUUAGAUUUUUACGAAAUUUUAAUCCAGGAAUAAAUCUGCCAACACUUAAUAAAGAAAUCACUAAAUUUAUCGAGAUUGUCAAAAAUAAAAAUAAUUUCAUUAAGGAAUAUUUAAAUAAUUACAAAAAUCCUAAAUCCGAAUAUUUAUCAGAAUUAAGAAGCCUUUUAUAUUCAAAAAAAUUUUCUGAUACUAAUUACUCUGAAGAUUGGACAUUGAAUGAAAAAAGCGAAGAGGAUUAUGAAACAACUUUUAAAAAAACGAAUGAAAUAAAAAAGGACGUAAAAAACAUUGAAAUUACUUCAAAAGUAAUAAAAGAAACAAAAUAUAUUGGGAAAAGUAAGGAUAAUACUAACACUGCUAAAAACUCAUUUCAAAAUAUGAUUGGAGGACUAAAAAGUUUUCUUUUGAACUUAUUCAAGAGUAUAUUUGGUGGAGCAGGAGAACUGUGGGAAUAUAUUAAAGGAUUACUUUCACGUAUUAUUGACUUCAUCAAAACUCUAUGGGACUUAGUAAGAGGUGAGAAAAAGAAAAGAAUGUUAAUUGAGUUAUUAGAAGAACUACCCGAUGAAUCUGUAGUUCACUCGAACUUGUUUAUGGAUAUUAUCAAUAUUCUUAGGGAGGAAUAA